GCUCAAUCGGUGAUUGGAUUCUCUCCCGCGUUAUCUCGUCUGUCCCAUUCCGCAAAUCUAAUAAAUGGCCCACGACUACAUGGUCUAGAUUAGAUUAAUAUUUGUUUUAGCAAAUCUAUUGGGUCAGCCCAUUUGAGGCCCAUGUUUUGAGACCAGGUCCGAGCCUGCGUAACUAACAUGUAACCAACACUUGAAAUACAUCAAAUCAGUGAAGACGUUGGGGUCAACUACCCUCUCCCCGACGCUGAACUGAAUCUUCGUCGUCAACAGAUUCUCCGCCACUGGAAGAAAUGGAAACGUCGCCGCAAUUCAGACUUAUCUUCGCCGUAAUCAUUUCUUCUCUCAUCGCUUUCCGAUCGUACAAGCGGAAGUCGCUCGAUCUCUCCGGUGGAAUUGCUGGAUUCCUCGUUAUGACCAUUCACUUCACCGCCGGUUUCAGGUACGGAGCUCUGCUGCUUGUAUUCUUUCUUACUUCCUCGAAACUUACCAAAGUUGGCGAAGAUAAAAAAAGACGCGUUGAUGUUGAGUUCAAAGAAGGUGGACAAAGGAACUGGGUACAAGUGCUAUGCAAUAGUGGAAUUGCUUCAGUUCUAGUUGUAAUUGCUUGUACUUUAACGGGUUGGAAGGACAAGUGUUUGGACUCGAAGCAGUCAGAAAUUGUAACAGCUCUUAUUGGUGGGAUCAUUGGUCAUUACGCCUGCUGUAAUGGAGACACUUGGUCCUCAGAGCUUGGGGUUCUUAGUGAUGCCCAGCCUCGACUAAUCACAACGUUUAAGCCGGUGAAGAAGGGCACAAAUGGUGGAGUUACAAAGGCAGGACUCUUAGCUGCCUUGGCAGCAGGCACCACUGUUGGAUUAACAUUCCUUAUCUUCGGACUCUUUACCGCGAGUUGUGCAAGUGAUGUAGCUCUAAAGCAACUCUUAGUCAUACCACUCUCUGCACUAGCUGGACUAUGUGGGAGUCUUAUUGAUUCUAUACUAGGAGCAACCAUUCAAUUCAGUGGUUUCUGCUCUGUCCGGAACAAGGUUGUAGGGAAACCGGGUCCAACCGUAAAGAAGAUUUCAGGUGUGGACAUUCUUGACAACAAUGGUGUGAACUUUGUCUCCAUACUCUUGACAUCUUUUCUGACUUCCAUUGCUUCUGUGUACAUUUUCUGAAUGAUGAAGCUACCAACCUGUUUUCUUGACUAGACUGUUUUAGAUUUUCACCUUUUGCAUGCCAAAUUUGGUAUACAAACAUACUUUGAUUUUAUUUCUUAAAUUGUUCAUUUUGUUGUAUGCUGAAAUGAGAGUUUUAAGUUCAUAGAAAACUUUGAUCAAAAAAAAAAAAAAAAAAAAGAUUUUUUUUUAAUAUAAACAAAAAAAAAGG
Arabidopsis thaliana (thale cress) is the source of this 1368-nucleotide messenger RNA. Its product is annotated as integral membrane protein (Protein of unknown function DUF92, transmembrane). The coding region runs from base 291 to 1157 and encodes 288 amino acids. The record is from RefSeq and is marked reviewed. Lineage: Eukaryota; Viridiplantae; Streptophyta; Magnoliopsida; Brassicales; Brassicaceae. The transcript has 6 exons. Gene Ontology annotation, cellular component: plasma membrane; membrane.